AUGUCUUUAUUUGAAGAUGAAGCCAUUGGAUCAUUGGAUCUUGUCAGGCGGACUCGGGAAACGAAUCCCAUUAAAACACUCGAGCAGCUAGAUUCUCCGAAGCAUCAAAGUGACCGUAAUGCCGCACUGCACGGUCUGCACCUACCAAGAAAUCGAUCAUGCCAAAGUCAGUGGUAUCGUACUGGUACUGGUAGACGGAUGUGUGGCUGGACGGCUGGACCCCUCGUGCCUGGACCCAAUACCGCCAGCAACUUGUGGUUGCUCCCCACUGUUACCAUCAUACAUCACCCACUAUUGCAUCUUGCAUCGGACGCAAUGCAUCCGAUCCGUGAGCCUUGA
This is a messenger RNA of Seminavis robusta, 339 nucleotides long. Lineage: Eukaryota; Bacillariophyta; Bacillariophyceae; Naviculales; Naviculaceae. The record is from the annotation of a GenBank genome assembly.